GUACGUGUAGAAUUUGUGGCUUCUGAGGUUGCGCUGCGUCGGCUGUGUCCAUCACUGGUAAACCACGCACAGUGAACGAGGGUCAAUUUCUUGUGUCUAAACCUCGUAAAGAAUGGCGAGUUGCCGAUUAGUUGGGGCACUUGCCCGUUUCUCACGUACGAAUACGAAUUUUAUUACUAGAGCAGCGCUUUAUCAACCACUUAGAACACUUGCUACUAUUUCUGACCGAAAACAUUUUAAAUGCAAAGUGGUACAGGAUGUAGCUAUAGUUACAAUCGACUCUCCAGGAGUCAAGGUUAAUUCUUUAAAUCAAGAAGUUAUGAAUGAGAUCGUACAGGUGUUAAAGGAUAUUGAGGCAAAUCCUGCAGUAAAUUCUGCUGUAUUAAUUAGUGGGAAACCUGGAGCAUUUAUUGCUGGUGCAGACAUCACAAUGAUCCAAGAUGUAAAGAAUCAAGACACUGGCUACCAAAUAUCCAAAAAUGGUCAAAACAUUCUAAAUACUAUUGCAGGAAGUAAAAAGCCAAUAAUAGCAGCUAUUCAGGGUUCCUGUCUAGGAGGUGGUCUUGAGGUGGCACUAGCUUGUCAUUAUCGCAUUGCAGUGAAAGAUAAAAAAACUGGUCUCGGUUUACCAGAAGUAAUGUUGGGUCUUUUACCUGGUGCUGGAGGAACUCAAAGGUUACCAAAAGUAACUAGCCUCCCAAAUGUUCUAGAUAUGACUCUCACAGGAAAAACUAUAAAGGCGGAUAAAGCAAAAAAAUUUGGAAUUGUUGACCUCUUGGUCAAUCGUUUAGGGCCAGGAGUUGGAUCUCCCGAAGAAAAUACAAGAAGAUACCUGGAAGAAAUAGCUAUUCAAGCAGCCAAAGAUAUUGCUAGUGGAAAAUUAAAGAUUGAACGCAGUCCAAAGUCUUUGGGAGAAAAAAUUAUGAACUAUGCAUUAACUAUUGAUUUUGUAAAAGAUCAAGUAUUCAAGAAAGCUAAAGCUAAGGUAAUGAAAGCAUCAGGUGGGCUUUAUCCAGCUCCUUUGAAAAUUCUUGAAGUACUUCGUAUUGGAUUGGAUAAAGGACCAGCAGCUGGUUACGAAGCGGAAGCUCGUGCAUUUGGUGAAUUGGCAGUAACUCCUCAAUGCAAAGGUUUAGUUAGUCUUUUCUUUGGACAAACUGCUUGCAAGAAAAACCGUUUUGGUCCUCCCAAGAGCCAAAUCAAAACGGUGGCUGUUCUUGGAGCUGGUUUAAUGGGUGCAGGUAUUGCUCAUGUGAGCAUUGAUAAAGGAUACGAUGUAAUUUUAAAAGAUACGAACGAAGCUGGGUUAUACAGAGGGGUAGGUCAAAUUCAGACUGGCUUAGGAAAUGCUGUCAAGAGGAAAAGAAUAAGCAGCCUUGAAAAGGACAAGUAUCUAGCGAAUCUUACGCGUACGUUGUCAUACGAUUCCUUUAAAAAGGCUGAUAUUGUAAUUGAAGCCGUCUUUGAAGACAUUUCUAUAAAACAUAAGGUCAUUAAAGAGAUUGAAGCUAAUACACCGCAGCACUGUAUUAUAGCAACGAACACAUCUGCCAUUCCCAUUACAAAAAUCGCUGCGGGAAGUAGUCGUCCAGAUAAGGUGAUUGGAAUGCAUUACUUUUCUCCAGUAGACAAAAUGCAACUGCUAGAAAUAAUCACUCAUAAGGGUACAUCUGAUGAAACGAUCAGAUCCGCUGUUGACGUUGGACUUAAACAAGGGAAGAUUGUUAUUACUGUAGGAGAUGGUCCUGGAUUUUACACUACGAGAAUCCUUAGUGCCAUGUCAUCCGAGUGUCUUAGAUUGCUGCAGGAAGGUGUAGAUCCUGCUGACUUGGACAAAAUAAGUAAAAAGUUCGGCUUUCCGGUAGGGGUAGCUACUCUAUGCGACGAAGUCGGCAUCGACGUCGCUUCUCAUAUUAGCGUUGACUUAUACAAAGCCUUUGGCUCCAGAUUUGCUGGAGGAAAUCCAGACAUUUUUCGUGACAUGGUGAAGUCUGGAUUCCUUGGUCGCAAGUCGGGCAAGGGUAUAUUCGUGUACGAGAAGGGAUCUAAACACAGAGAUGUAAAUCUCGCAGCUUUGGAUCUCUUGAAGAAGUACAGUUUGGAACCGAAAGGCAGUACCUCUGAUGAAGAUCGUCAACUUCGGAUGGUAUCUCGUUUUGUAAAUGAAGCUGUGCUAUGCCUUGAAGAAGGUAUCCUAGCUAAUCCUCUCGAAGGAGAUAUUGGUGCCGUUUUCGGUCUCGGCUUCCCGCCAUUUACUGGCGGACCUUUCCGCUGGAUCGAUUGGUAUGGAGCUCAGAAACUUGUCAGGAAGAUGGAAGAAUUCCAAAACCAUUACGGAGAUCCUUUCAAGCCCUCUCAAUUGCUUUCUGAUAUGGCUGCUGACUCUAACAAGAAAUUCCAUGCUAAGUAAGACUAAACUGGCGCCAUCUUUGGUAUUUUUUGAAUUAUAUGGCACAGAGUGUGCAACAUAGUCCUCAGCCAAAGUAUCUUUCGCAAAAAGACGUAGGACAUCGAGUCAAGAGUAGCCAUUGCGAAAGCACUCUUUCUUUCUAUGGGGAAUCGUUCUCCUACAUAAUUACUAUACGCUGUUAUUGCAUUUUCAAAGAUUUUACACUCUCAAAGGAUUUAGUACUUUAAUAUUUUUGGACUGGUCGUGUUGUCUGUUAUGUAUGUACGCCCCAAAAAUACAUUGUAAGUAUAUUUUUCUCAGCUAUAGAGUUUAUACAAUAAAUUAUGCCUAUUCUUA
Molecule: messenger RNA, 2746 nt
Organism: Cephus cinctus (wheat stem sawfly)
Lineage: Eukaryota; Metazoa; Arthropoda; Insecta; Hymenoptera; Cephidae
Gene: Mtpalpha
Product: trifunctional enzyme subunit alpha, mitochondrial
Exons: 11
Coding region: 113-2410 (765 amino acids)
Biological process (GO): fatty acid beta-oxidation
Cellular component (GO): mitochondrion; mitochondrial fatty acid beta-oxidation multienzyme complex
Molecular function (GO): enoyl-CoA hydratase activity; NAD+ binding; long-chain (3S)-3-hydroxyacyl-CoA dehydrogenase (NAD+) activity
Source: RefSeq, a predicted model, not a curated record